AUGAGUGAUUGUAAAGGCUAUGCUACGCCUAUAGCUUCUGACACUAAAUUGUCCCGCAGGGAUAACUCUCCCUUUUCUGACCCGAGUCUCUAUCGAAUAGUUGUUGGUAGUCUUCAAUACAUCAUUGUGACUCGACUCGAGAUAGCCUAUGUGGUGAAUCAAGAUACUAGAGUGAUUGGUUAUACUAACAGCAACUGGGAAAGUGAUCCAGAUGACCGUAUGUCUACAAACAGCUACUGUGUGUUCUAUGGGGCUAAUUUAGUGGCGUGGUCCUCUAAGAAACAACAUGUUGUAUCUCGGUCUAGAACUGAGGCAGAGUAUCGGGAGAUUACUACACUAAUUCCUGAAACAACAUGGCUCAAGAAUAUCUUGAAUGAGCUACGAACACCUCUUCAAAGUCUUCCUCUUCUCUACUGUGACAAUCUUGGAGCCGUUCAGCUUGCUGCCAACCCAAUUUUUCAUUCAAAAUCCAAGCAUUUUGCUAUGAAUUUGAGUUUUGUUCGAGAUCAUGUAGUCAAAGGGGGCAUCAUCAGCAAACACGUUCCAAAAAAGUGUUCAAAUGGCAGACAUCUUUACAAAGAUCGUGUCCUCCAAAUUGUUCAAUAA
Molecule: messenger RNA, 606 nt
Organism: Arachis ipaensis
Lineage: Eukaryota; Viridiplantae; Streptophyta; Magnoliopsida; Fabales; Fabaceae
Source: RefSeq, a predicted model, not a curated record